Hermetia illucens (black soldier fly) is the source of this 594-nucleotide messenger RNA. RefSeq names its product cuticle protein 16.5-like. Bases 153 to 533 code for a protein of 126 amino acids. Lineage: Eukaryota; Metazoa; Arthropoda; Insecta; Diptera; Stratiomyidae. The transcript is spliced from 2 exons. The record is from RefSeq and is a predicted model, not a curated record.
GAUACCGGUCUCAAUUAAACUGCAUUCAUGGAAGAUGGACACUCAUCAGUGCUCGUUUUACUAUGUAGAAGCAGCCAUAUAAAUACUGUUAUUGCAACUAGCGAUCAUCAGUCAGGAUCUAUUCGUCCAGAAGACAACAAUCUCCAUACAAGAUGAAAUUCGUAGUUUUGGCCGUCGCUUUGAUUGGAACCGCCUCAGCCAGUCUUGUUGCUCCAUUGGGCCAUGGAUACUCCGGAUUGGGAUGGGGACAUUCAGCUGUCGGCGGACCAGUUGUUGCUUCAGUAGCUCCUGCCAUCAGCACCUAUUCAGCUCAUGCUGUAUCUGCUCCAGUUGUUGCUUCAGUAGCUCCAGUCAUCUCCUCAUACCAUGCUGCUCCAGCUCUUGUUUCUGCCCCAGCUCUCACUGCCCAUGCUGUAGCUACUCCAAUCAUCUCUGCCCACAGUGGUCUUGCUAGUCCAGUCAUUGGCCAUGGUUGGGGACAUGAUGUCAUCGCUCUUGACCUCUGGAAGAAGAAGAAGGCUGCCGCUCACUAAGGACUUGUAACGAACAUCUGGGUUUGGAAGGACAAAUAAAUUAGAUUUAUGACAUAAUGAA